Galleria mellonella (greater wax moth) is the source of this 1821-nucleotide messenger RNA. RefSeq lists its product as uncharacterized. Lineage: Eukaryota; Metazoa; Arthropoda; Insecta; Lepidoptera; Pyralidae. The transcript is spliced from 6 exons. Bases 253 to 1245 code for a protein of 330 amino acids. The record is from RefSeq and is a predicted model, not a curated record.
AAUAAAUCUAUAUAAAAUACUUAAAAAGCCAUAUUAAAAUACAUAUUAUGCCUAAUUAAUUGAAUUAUAACUCAAAAUCCGGGAGAAAAUAGCUCAUUUCGAAUAUUAUUAUUGAACGUCACUGCGAGGUUUAGUCAACAAGAUGGCGUCGAGUGGGGAGAGGGCGCCCAGUUGGCCAGGUGCUGCCGCCGCGUCGAGUUCGGCGCUAUAGCUAAACUAAAUACGCAGUGUUGUACAUUUAGAACGUUCACAAUGGCUACCGCGAAAGACACGUCUACUUUCUUUCUGGAGGCUGAUGCAAAAGAAUUUGAUAGUGUAUUGAAGUUAUAUCCACAAGCACUUAAACUUAAAGCUGAACAGAAAACAAAGAAGCCCGAGGAGCUUGUAAAAUUGGACAAUUGGUACCAGAAUGAACUACCAAAGAAGAUUAAGUCCCGCGGCAAAGAUGCCCACAUGAUACAUGAAGAGUUGGUGCAACUUAUGAAAUGGAAACAAGCUAGGGGGAAAUUUUAUCCACAGUUAUCAUAUCUUAUAAAAGUGAACACACCAAGAGCCGUAAUGCAAGAGACGAAAAAAGCGUUUCGCAAAUUGCCUAACAUUGAAUCGGCUAUGACAGCACUGAGCAACCUGAAGGGAGUCGGCACAGCGACAGCAUCAGCACUACUAGCAGCUGCCAGUCCUGACAUAGCACCGUUUAUGGCUGACGAGUGCUUGCAAGCCAUCCCGGAGAUGGAAGGGAGCGAUUACACUGCCAAGGAAUACCUCAAUUUUGUAAACCACAUUAAGAGUGUCUGUGAUAGGUUAAAUAAGGAACAAAAUGGCUGUGGCAAGAAAUGGUCCCCACACAUGGUGGAAUUGGCGUUAUGGACACAUAAUAUAGUAUCAGAUUUGCAGCCAGAACUACUUGGGAAACAGCCAAAUUUAACUGCACCCACAAACGGCGGCUCACCAUUACCCAGUGACGAGAGUAAUCUUGAACCACCAUCCACUAAUGGCAAUGGAAAAUUAGGUGCAGAUUCAGUAAAUGAGGAUACGACGACGUCGUGUACAGAGGACUCAAUGGACGCAAAAGCCGCGUCGCCCGCUACCCCUGCCUCACCCUCUGACAACUCGGACUCCGCUUUCAGUACGCCGCGCGCCAAACGACAAAUAGAGGAGGCGAGUUCAGCAGAGGAAAACUCACUGGGCGACUCAUCAGACGCGCCAGUGCCUGUCGCAAAGAAACUUCGAGAAGCUACCCACUGACAUUCGCGCACUCCCACCAAACAUCCCUCGUGCGCCUAUAAAUAGCUUUUUAGACUAAAAUAUUGUACCUAGGUAAUUUAUUUUGAAUUCCGUUUAAUUUUAACUUAGUGUUAAGUUUUAAGUACCGGACGAUUUUGUAAGUUUUAUAGGGUAUUAAUUAAUAUUUUGGAUGCGUUUGAUGGACUUACCGGGCGCGCUCCUCGAGAGUAUGAUUGUACAAUAUUUCAAUGUGAGUGUAUCGUCGGAGCGGAGUGGCCCGCGAGGGGGCCUAGUUAGGUUUCGUUUGUAAUAUUUUUAACGUUUGAACGUUCGCAUCCCGUGUGACAUUCCAAUAAUUUGUAACAAGUAAAGUUCGGCGGCGAGGGAGGCACGGAGUCGCCGCAGUGAGAUCCGGACCGGAUGCCUUGGCGAGGCCGCCUGUGCGGCGUCGCGUCACACUCACCCAUUGCCUUAUGACACAGUCUGCCCGCAGAGUUUAUAUGCAACAAGAUAAUACAAAGGUCGUGUUACCCGGGCGCCGGGCACACGGGCCCACAUGUAGUUUUAUUGAACAAAUAUAAGAUAUUAAUUUUAUAA